ACGCAGAGCCGGAAGUGAGGAGCAUGAGGUUCUAGGGCGCGAGGGAAGCGGCUAGCGGGGGCGAGGGGGCGUGCACGUGAAUAUCCUGUGCCGGAUCUCUGGCAUGGCCGAGGCCAGGAAGCGGCGGGAGCUGCUUCCCCUCAUUUACCAUCAUCUGUUGCAAGCAGGCUACGUCCGCGCGGCGCGGGAAGUAAAGGAGCAGAGCGGCCAGAAGAGUUUCCUGACUCAGCCCAUCACCCUCCUGGACAUCUAUACACACUGGCAACAGACCUCAGAGCUUGGCCAGAAGCAGAAGGCAGAAGAUGACGAGACACUUCAGGCUAAGAAGUCUCGAGUGUCAGACCCUGUUAGCAGCUCAGAGAGCUCGGAGGAGGAGGAAGAGGAGACAGAAACGGAAACUGCCAAAGCCACCCCAAGACAGACACCUGUCAAUUCUGGAGCCGCAGCUUUGCCAUCAAACAUAAAAGAAAAGGCAAAGACCAAGGCAGCCAACAAGACUGUGAACUCUGUGCUGCGCCCUGCGUCUGGAAAGACGGUAGUGCACCUGCUCUCCGGGAAGUCACCCAGGAAGUCAGCAGAGCCCUUGGCAAACACUGUCUUAGCCUCAGAAACUGAGGAGGAGGGCAGUGCCCAAGUCCUCGGACCCACUGCCAAGCCUGGAACGGUGUCAGCGGGCCAGGCCACCAGUUCCAGUGAAGAUACCUCCAGCUCAAGUGAUGAAACUGAUGUAGAGGUGAAAUCCUCCGCUAAACCACCCCAGGGCAAAGCUUUAGCAGCCCCUGCCAAGGAUCCUCCAGCAAGAACAGCCCCAGGCCCUACCAAGUUAGGGAGUGUGACGCCCACACCUGCUAAACCAGUAAGGGCUGGAGCAGCGGCAGCGGCAGCGGCAGCAGCAGCAGAAGAGUCUGAGAGCAGUGAGGAGGACUCAGACAGUGAGGAUGAGGCCCCUGCUGGUCUGCCUAGCCAGGUAAAGGCCCCUGGAAAAGGUCUCGAUGUCAGAGCCGCCUCAGCGUCUGCCAAGGGGACCUCUGGGAAAGGACCCAUCUCAGCAAGCCCAGGGAAGUCUGGGCCCAUAGCCACACAGGUCAAGGCAGGAAGGCCAGAGAAGGAUACGGAAACCAGCAGUGAGGACGAUUCUGACAGUGAGGAUGAGAUGCCAGUCACUGUGACCACUCCUCAGGCAAAGCCUUCCGGGAAAAACCCUCAGGUCAAAGGAACCUCAACCCCUGCCAAAUCGUCCCAGAAAGGGGUUCCUGCAGUCACUCCUGGAAAGGCAGGGCCUGUGGCAGCCCAGGCCCGGGCAGGGAAGCUGGAGGCCAAGAGCAGCGAGGAGUCAGAAAGUGACAGUGGGGAGGCACCAGCAGCUGGCACUCUGACUAGGAGUCCUGCCAAGGGGAAACCUUUGGGGAAAAGCCCACAAGCCAGACCUGCUUCCACUGUAACUCCGGGGCCAUCGGAAAAAGGUGCCAACCCACCUCGCCCUGGGAAGGCGGGGUCAGCAGCUCUCAAGGUCCAAACGGGAAAGGAAGCCGAGGACUCAGAGAGCAGCAGUGAGGAGUCGGACAGUGAUGGGGCUGUGAGCCCAGCCAAGGCAAAGCUCCCGGGAAAAAAGGCCUCCCCUCAGAAGGUGGGGCCUGUGGCCACCCAGGUCAAGACUGACACGGGCAAAGACCACUCAGAGAGCAGUGAGGAGUUGACUGACAGUGAAGAGGAGGCAGCACCAGCAGCCUCCGCUGCUCAGGCCAAACCAACUCUGGGAAAGCAGAUGAAAACUUCCCCUAGGAAAGGCACCUCUGCGUCCGCUACAGGAGCGAGUGCCUCCUCCCAUUCUAAGGCAGGAAAAGUGACUCCUUCAGCCAGCCUGUCAUCCCUAGCUCUGGCCAAGGGCACCCAGAGGACAGAUGUGAACUCUUCUGUUGAGCGGGAGUCAAAAGGAGCUGCUCCCAGCACUGCUGGGGUACAGGGGAAGUCUGGGGGGAAGGGCCUCCCAGGGAAAGCUGCCUUGGGACAAGGGAUGGCCCCAGUACACACUCAGAAGACAGGACCUUCCGUUGCCCCGGUCAAAGCUAUGGCUCAGGGAGACUCAGAGAGCAGCGAGGAAGAAUCCAGCAGCGAGGAAGAGGAUGAGACCCCAGCACAGGCCACACCCUUGGGGAGACUUCCUCAGGCCAAAGCCAGCCCACCUCCCACUAAGGCACCUUCAGCGUCUGCAUCUGGAAAAGUGACCGCUGUGGUUGCUUCAUCCAAGGGGAAGCCACCUGUAAGCACCGUGCAGAACAGCACCGUCUCUGCAAGGGGCCAGGGGUCUGUGCCAGCCGUGGGAAAAGCAGGGGCGACGGCAAGCGCAGCACAGAAGGGGCCCGUGGCUGGCGCGGGGAAGGACUCAGACAGCAGUAGUGAAGAGUCUGACAGUGAAGAAGAGACGCCAGCCCAGAUAAAACCUGUGGGGAAGACCUCUCAGGUCAGAGCUGCCUCAGCCCCUACCAAGGAAUCUCCUAAAAAAGGAGCCCAUCCAGGACCCGCCAGGAAGACAGGGCCUCCAGCUACUCAGGCCCAGGCAGGGAAGGCAGAGGACUCAGAGAGCAGUAGUGACGAAUCUGACAGCGACGGAGAGAUGCCAUCAGCCACCACCCCAGCCCAGGAUGGUGUCUCCCAACCUGCCAGAAGCAAAGCCUCAGGUCCGGCACCCCCAGAGAAGAGCAUAGAAGAGUCCUCAGAGAGCAGCAGUGAGGAUCUGCCAUCUGGCCAGGCGAUUAAAUCCCCUCCAGCUUCUGUCAACCCUAACCGUGGCCCAGCUGUCCCAGCUCCUACCCCAGAACAAGUCCAGGCUGUGAACACCACAAGGAAGGCCCAGGCCUCAGGCGUCACUGCCCCGAGCUCCUCCUCUGAGAGUGAGGACGAGGACAUGAUUCCUGCCACACAACCCUCCACCCAUGCCAUCAGAACCAAUGUGACAACACCUGCAGCCCUCUCACGAACAGCCCCCCAACCCAGCAAGCGUGAGCAAUCUAGUCGGAUGCCAAAAGGCAAGAAACCAAAGACAGCAUCCACUCAGAUUAGCGGCACCAUGGAAACACUCCCCGUGACACCUCCCCAGAGCAUACCUGUCCAGCCCAAAGCUACCAACAAGCUCGGGAAACCCAAACUUCCUGAGAAGCCGCAGCUUACCCCAGGGUACCCCAAGACCCCCAGGAGCUCGGAGGACAGCAGUGACACGUCUUCAGAGAGCGAGGAGGAUGCCAAGAAACCCAAGAUGUCCAAGUCAGCCCCCAGGCUGGAUCCAGACCCUUCCCAGAAGGAAACUGUGGUAGAGGAGACCCCUACAGAAUCCAGUGAAGAUGAGAUGGUGGCGCCCUCACAAUCUCUCCUCUCAGGUUACAUGACUCCCAGUUUGACUGUGGCUAAUUCCCAGCCUUCAAAAGCUACUCCUAGGCCAGACUCCAACCCCUUGGCUUCCCCUGCCCCAGCCAACAAAGAUAACCCAGAUGGCAAGCAGAAAUCAAAAUCCCAACACUCGGCGGACACCGCGUUCCCUAAAACAGGUAAGAAAGAGGCCUCCUCAGGCCCCGCGCCUCAGAAGCCCAAGAAACCCAAGAAGAGCACCUUGAGCUCUCCAGCCCCCGCACAGACACUGCCGAACAGCAUCACCCAGCGCCUCCUGGAGCAGGCCUGGCCUCUGAGCGAGGCCCAGGUGCAGGCCUCUGUGGUGAAGAUCCUAACAGAUCUGCUGGAGCAGGAACGGCAGAAGGCCACAGAGGCCAUCAAGGAGAGUGGGAAGAAGGGCCAGAAGCGGAAGUUAUCAGGGGACCUAGAAGCCGGGGCCCCAAAGAACAAGAGCAAGAAGAAGAAGCAGCAGCAGGUGCCUGGGGUAGAUGCUGUUUCCCCAGAAAAGACCCCCAGAACUUCCAAGGCAAAAUCAAAGCUAGACAAAGGGAGUGCUGGAGGCAAGGGGAAGGGGUCUCCUGGCCCCCAAGGAGCCAAGGAGAAGCCCGAAGGCGAGCUGCUGGAGAUAAAGCUUGAGAGCGGAGAGCAGAGCGACCCAAAGAGCAAGAAGGAAAAGAAGAAAUCCGGCAAAAAAAAGAAAGACAAGGAGAAAAAGGAAAAGAAGAAAGGAAAAAAGACCCCGGUCAAAGACCCUGCCUCACCAGUCCAGAAGAAGAAAAAGAAGAAGAAGAAGACAGCCGAGGCUGCCGUGUGAGAGUCAGCGCAUAGAGAAGAGUCUUAACAGAGUGUGACUGUCCCUAGGCCUCUGACCCUCUGGCCACUGUGAAUUGGGACUGGACUUUUUAACUUGCCCUCCCUCAGCAGAAGAUGAUGGCUGGCUCGUGCUGCUGGCCAAGCCAGUGAGCGUUCAGGGAAGCCGCAGUUCCAGGAGGAAGUGAGAUGGGACACACGCCCCCUCUGAGUGCUGCAUGAGAUGUGUACAGUAUAUAUAUUUUUUUAAGCGACUUGCCUCUCCCCCUUCAAAUUCAACAUGCCCAGAGCCUCGGGACUUCCUUCCACGGUAUUCUGCAGACCCAGCAAGGUCCCGCGUGUGGUGUGGACCAUCCCAUACCCUGGAUCCCUGGCUCAUCCUGAGGCCUUAUCCCAUCAGUUUUUCCAGAUUUGGUUUUGUUGAAUUUUUUUUUAAAGGACUCAAAAUAAAAGAUUUUAAAUAUAAA
Molecule: messenger RNA, 4661 nt
Organism: Mastomys coucha (southern multimammate mouse)
Lineage: Eukaryota; Metazoa; Chordata; Mammalia; Rodentia; Muridae
Gene: Tcof1
Product: treacle ribosome biogenesis factor 1
Exons: 26
Coding region: 104-4198 (1364 amino acids)
Molecular function (GO): protein binding
Source: RefSeq, a predicted model, not a curated record